AUUUUCAACCCCAACUCUCGCCUCCACCACAAUUGGGGUUAAAAUUCAAUUCGCAUCUUCUUCUUCGAGUGAUUGGAGAUUUUACAGUAAUUGUGGAUGACAAAUGAGAUAACAAAUCAAGCUGAUAUUUCGAAUCUCGGGAUGAUCUCCAUGACGUUCAAUAAAUUGGGGGGGAGGAUAACGCAACAUAUAUAAAUACUAUCCGUCGACAACGUAUUAUAGAUAUCCCAAAAAUAAAGAACCGCCACACACAUUUCAACCAUCACCCAUAACCAUCAUGUCCAACCAAACCGUCCUCCGUCUCCCCCAGCGAGACAGCUGGUCCAGACUCACCUCAUCCACCGAGCCCUGUCCGCAAGCCUCCAAACACGAAGUUCUCAUCAAGAUCCGCAGUGUUGCCCUAAACUUCCGCGACAUUGCAAUCGCAACAAGCCAAUACCCUUUCCCCGUGAAAGACAAUGUCGUCCCUGGUUCUGAUGCAGCCGGAGACAUCGUCGAAAUCGGCGAGGGUGUCUCGGGGUUUGAAAUUGGUGAUAAGGUCGUCAUCGCCUUUGACCCUUCCUCUCUGUAUGGCCCUAUUAAGACUUGGGGUGGAGGAUUGGGCGGGCCUAUCGACGGCGUUCUCAGGGAGUACAUUGCGGUUCCAUACCAUUCAGUGAUUAAGAUCCCUGCUACGUCCACUCUGAGUUAUGCGCAGUGGGCGAGCGUUGUCUGUACCGGUGCUACAGCUUGGAACUCGCUGUACGGUGCCAUUCCUAUCCGCCCUGGACAAACGGUUCUUUUCCAGGGAACUGGCGGCGUCUCUAUAACCGGACUCGUCCUCGCCAAAGCCGCUGGCGCAACAACAAUCAUCACCUCCUCCUCAGACGCGAAGCUCCGACACGUCAGGGAAAAGUACGGCGUUGACCACACAAUCAACUACAAAACCACCCCCGACUGGGCCACCGAGGCGCAGCACAUCACAAACGGACAAGGGGUAGACUAUAUCUUCGAGAACGGCGGAUCGGGUACAAUCAAGCAGUCGAUUAACGCCAUUGCAUUCGGCGGCGUGAUUUCAGUGAUUGGGUUCCUUGCGUCUGCGAGCCAGGAGGAGAUGCCUGAUGUUGCAGGACUGGCGUUGAGCAAGGGUGCUAUUGUGCGUGGGAUCAUGAUUGGGUCGAAGCAGUUGCUUGAGGAGGCCGUUAGGUUUAUUGGGAAUAGAGAUCUGGAUGUUCCUGUUGAGAAGACGUUUGAAUUUAACCGGGAGGAAGUUGUCAGUGCUUUUGAGUAUUUGACUAGUGGGCAGCAUGUUGGAAAGGUUUGUAUUGAGUUUUAAGUUAUUGGGUGGCUGUUUAUUCUGUUAAGUUGGGGGAUGUCUUAUAUAGUUGAGAGCUUUAUUCAAUAUAUGGCCUAAGACUGUAUAGAAUCCGAAUACCUCAAAGCAAAGGCUGUGAAAAUAGAUUUAUAGUGGAGAAAUAUAAGCUGAA
Messenger RNA from Aspergillus versicolor CBS 583.65, 1466 nucleotides. RefSeq names its product zinc-dependent alcohol dehydrogenase family protein. The coding region runs from base 278 to 1315 and encodes 345 amino acids. The record is from RefSeq and is a predicted model, not a curated record. The transcript is spliced from 2 exons. Lineage: Eukaryota; Fungi; Ascomycota; Eurotiomycetes; Eurotiales; Aspergillaceae. Gene Ontology annotation, molecular function: oxidoreductase activity.